UUUUAUUAAAAAUGGCGGCCCCCAUUGAAUUCGAGAGCCAGGUUGAACUGCGGAGGAAAAGGGACGAAAAACGUCAAGCCCAAGCAGUUAUUUUGCAAGAGGCUAAGGCGAUUUAUGAUAAAAAGGAACGAAGGAAAGAGGCACAUAGACUAAAAGGAGACGAUAAAUGGAUGUUGACAUCGGUUACUGACCGCAUUCAGGCUGAGGGUGAGCAGCUGAAGUCCAAGAAACACAAGAAAGAGAAGAAGAAGAAGAAAAAAAGAACGAAGGAAAAGAAAUCAAAACAAAAGCAUAAACACCGGGAGACGAAAAGUGAAUCGUCCUCUGAUGAUGAAGAUGACUCUGAUGAAAUGCAAUGGGUCGAGAGUACGUCUACCUCAUCCACUGCCACAAAGCAAAAUACUGACACGCCACAAAAGCAAACUAAGACAACACAGAGAGAAGACUGGAUGAGUAACCCAUUUGACCUGGCGACGUUUUCUCGUGAUGAUGUCAGGAAAGAGAAGGCAUCUAAGAUGGAUAAAGAGACAGAAAAGGAAAAAGAGGACCGGAUGAUCUUAGAUACUCCUGGUCAGUCGGAGAGAGAGAUUAAUCCAUUCUGGAAAGAUGGAGGUAAAGGUCUCCCUGAGGCUAAGCGUAACUUACCCGCAGUCAAGUCAGGCAUCGCUGAUGGAGGUGCUGGGUGGUUGAGAAGGGCAUUCCAGAGGAUUGUUGAACGUUCCGGGGAAGAGGGCAGAUCGGUUGCAGACCUUGCUGCAGAAAAAUGGGGUUCUUUAGAGAAAUACCAUGAGCUGCUAGCAAAAGCAGAGGGUGAGGAUGACAGACAGCGUCACAGAGACCGAGACAGACCCCGUCAUAACAGGGACACACAUAGAGAUACACACCCCAGGGGAGAGAGGGACGAAGGGAAAGCUAGAGAACCUCAAAGCAACCGACACAAAGAUAGAGACUAUGGUAGAGAUAGUGAUAGAGACUAUGGUAGGGGAAGAGACUACAGACAUCAUGACAGACCAGGAGGACCAAGGAGCAGAAGCCCUGAAAGAGAUAGUGAUAGAACGAGAGACAGACACAGAGAUACAAGGGGUGGGGAAUCAAAGUCAUUGAGUGGAAGGACUUUCAUGCGACCGGGAGACUCUGAUGAAAGGACGAGCGGAAAAUUGAAAUCUUUUGAAGGUAUGAGAGGGAUGUUUAAGAAGCCCGGGGAUGAAACGUCCGAUAGGAACAUCUCAAGGAGAGACAGAUAUCGUGAUGAUGAUCGGAGACGAGAAGAUGGCCCGACACCUGGGUGGAAGAAGAAGACAUUCAUAAGACCGAAUGAAGACAGUGAGAGGUCACCAAAGAUAUCCUCAUCAAGAGCAUCACCACCAUCAUCAUCAAGAACUUCAUCUUCAUCAUCAGGAACUCCGUCAUGGAAAAAAAAAUCAUCAGUAAAACCCAACGAGUCAGAAAAGACAUCAACAGCGAUCGUUGACAAACCCUCUGCAAGGCCACCUACCAGUGAGUCGUCGUCGUCUAGCUCUGAGAGUGACAGUAGUAGUGAUACUGAGGGUGAGAAAUCCCCCUCCCCACCCCCAAGGAGUCUGAGCGAAGCAGAGAUGAACCAACUAGGUGCUAAGAUUGUCAGAGCUGAACUCAUGGGUAAUGAGGAUCUAGCAAAACGAUUGAAAGCCCAGCUUGAAGGAGGCCGUCAAGCCAAAGCCGCCCAAACCACCAAAGGCCCAGAGAGAAAGGGUCAACAAGCCCAGGGUAGCAAGACGAGUAAAGAAGCUGGAUCUGAGAAUGAGCAAGAGGAAGUGGUGUUAACACUGACGGAUAGAACCGGUCAGAGCUGGCCGGUACCGGAACAAACCGGUUUGGAAUCCAAUGACAAGGGCAGGAAGAGAAAGAAGAAGAAGCAAAUUAUGGUGACUCAUGACAAAGACGGCAAGAGAGAACGUUAUUUUGGUGACGAUGAUCAGCAAGAGUUGAAGGACAUGGUGAGGAAGGAAAGAAUGACGUCUAGCCAAGACCAGCUGAAGAUGUUUAACAAAGUAGCCAAUAAGGCGCUGGAGAAGUUGACCGAAGACUACACCCUUGAUGAUAUGUUUGUCUCCACCGCUGCCCAGAAGGGUUCUAGUGGACAGGAAGGAUCUAGGGAUCGAGCCGCUGCGAUCAAGCAGCAUCGUAGCAUGGCUGCUUCUCUAGCUAACUGCCCCUACUGCCUAGACAGCACAAUCAUGCAAAAACAUCUCAUUAUUGCGCUGGGGAUUAAGGUGUAUCUGUGUGUACCAGCCAACCAGUCUCUCACUGAGGGUCAUUGCUUCAUUAUUCCCAUGCAUCACACAUCAUCCAGUACAGCCGUUGAUGAAGAUGUCUGGAGUGAAAUACAGAUCUAUCGUAAGGGUCUGACUAAGAUGUUUGAAGAUCAAGACAAAGAUGCAAUCUUCCUUGAGACGUGUAUGAAAGCUCGCAGUCAAAGACACAUGGUGAUCGAAUGCGUACCAGUUCCCAAAGAAAUUGGCGACAUGGCGCCUAUAUACUUCAAGAAAGCUAUCCAGGAAUCGGAGUCAGAGUGGACCCAAAACAAGAAACUUGUGGACACAAGACAAAAGAAUAUCCGUAAAAGUAUACCUCAAGGUUUUCCGUACUUCAGCGUAGACUUUGGUUUAGACGGAGGUUUCGCUCACGUCAUUGAGGACGAGGAUGUGUUUCCUCAUUAUUUUGGAAAGGAAGUAGUCGGAGGGAUGAUGGAUUUGGAGCCGCAUCUUUGGAGACGACCUCACAAACAGAACUUUGAUGAUCAGCGUCGGAAAGUGCUGCAAUUCGGAGAGUGGUGGAAACCUUUCGAUUGGACUCAGAAAAUAGGCAAAUAGAUAUAACACCAAUCAAAUGUGUGGGAUAAACAGAUGUUUACCACGGCAAUAAACUUUGCAUCAAAUGGAUGGAAUGAUUGUCUGAAGUUGCCCUGGUAACAAACUUUGCAUUUUUACUGCUAAAUUAUUGUCUGUGAUUGUUUCAAGUCAUUUUAACAUUGUAUUUCCGUUUUUUUUUGUAUAAUUACCCAUGACUGAAAAAUCAUCCACAUCUAUGUAGUUACACUACAAGGUUUAAUUUCAGUGUGUCCUUUGUGUUGUGGAUGACCCUGGUUCGCAUCCCCAAGGGAGCACUUUGUGGACUUUCCCUAAAACAAUUAUCUUGGUUUUUCCUCCCACAUUUUAAACUGAAAAUUCUUUGUCUUCUCUCUGUGUUUGUUUUGGCUAGUUCAGUGAUUAAGUUUGCUUUCCUAAGAAUUCUUGGCUGCACAACCAUAAUUUAUCAAUGAAAAGUAUAUUUUCUUUUUCGCAACAAAAUCAGUAACCACAUUUUUGUUUUGACUUCAUAAAAUUAAUUAGAGAUUGAAACCAACAAACACAAUAAUUCUUAUUUCAAUAAAUUACUUUGUUUUAAUUGUUUUCAUCUUUUUCUGGAUGAAACAGAAGAACAUAC
Messenger RNA from Asterias rubens (European starfish), 3465 nucleotides. RefSeq names its product CWF19-like protein 2. The record is from RefSeq and is a predicted model, not a curated record. The transcript has 15 exons. Gene Ontology annotation, cellular component: post-mRNA release spliceosomal complex. NCBI's taxonomy places the organism in Eukaryota, Metazoa, Echinodermata, Asteroidea, Forcipulatida, Asteriidae. The coding region runs from base 12 to 2852 and encodes 946 amino acids. Gene Ontology annotation, biological process: mRNA splicing, via spliceosome.